Auxenochlorella protothecoides is the source of this 648-nucleotide messenger RNA. RefSeq lists its product as hypothetical. The transcript has 4 exons. The record is from RefSeq and is a predicted model, not a curated record. Lineage: Eukaryota; Viridiplantae; Chlorophyta; Trebouxiophyceae; Chlorellales; Chlorellaceae. Bases 1 to 648 code for a protein of 215 amino acids. Gene Ontology annotation, cellular component: chloroplast.
AUGCCAGCCAGAUCCCGUCAUGUGGUGCGCGGCAUGUUCAUCCAGUGGGAGGGCCUGAUCCAGAGUCUGAGGGACCAGGGCAUCGACUCCCUGCCUCCCCGGGAGGCUGAGCAGGCCGUGAAGUCAGGGAAGGCCGUCCUCGUGGAUGUUCGCCCCGCCAAGUUCCAUGAGCAGGCCCACAUCCCGGGGUCCAAGAACGUGCCCCUGUUCGAGUACCUCACGCUGUCCAACCUCAACGGCGUGGGCUCCGUCCUCAAAUUCAUCGCCAUGAAGGCCAAUGGCGUGCAGCCCACAGUGUUCAACCCCGAGUUCCUGCAAGGCAUCAAGGCCGCUGCGGGGGAGGACACGACCCUGAUCCUGUACUGCGAGGCCGGUGGGACGAUGGAGGCCUCCACCUCCUUUCCCUACGGCAAGGACUCCCGCUCCCUGAAGGCCAUUUGGAAGGUGACCAACGACAGCGUCCUGCCCUCGCAGCGGGUGCAGCACCUGGCGGGCGGGCUCUACGGCUGGUGGAGGGACGGGCGGGAUGUGGAGGGCGAGUACACCGGCGCUGAGGCUGGCCGGACCCCUAAUGCUGUGGCGUCCAGUGCAGGAGUCGGGGCCGCAGAUUCAGAGAAGCCUCUGGACACGCGGGAGGCAGAUGAGUGA